Fraxinus pennsylvanica is the source of this 843-nucleotide messenger RNA. The record is from the annotation of a GenBank genome assembly. NCBI's taxonomy places the organism in Eukaryota, Viridiplantae, Streptophyta, Magnoliopsida, Lamiales, Oleaceae.
AUGUUUGUCCACUCAAAUGACAGAAAAGGGCGUGGAAUGGCUCCUUCCACAAACAAUCUGAGGCGACUUCUGGAAUAUCGAUCCAAGAACGAAAGGCUUGAAAUGUUUGAUGGGCAGGGACGGCUCGUUCUAACUGUCACCCAGUACAUAUUAAAAUUGUGCUCUGAAGACGACAAAAUAAUUGUUUUGUUAGAGCGCCUUGACGAUUCAGCGAAGCUUUGCUGGGGUUGUGUGACGACCCCAAAGAGUGGUGUGGUUUCGCUGUUUCUUGUUGAUUCUCUCCUGGACGAUCUCAAGGAUCUAACGAAUCACGAGGAUGACAGGAUUGUUGAUGUGAAGGAUCAAAUUAUAGCAAUCCAUGACGAGUUAAAGUCCUUGCGAACCUUCCUUGACGACAUACAGGUGGAAAGUCAAACUUCAAUAUACGAGCAGCACCAUCGCCUAAGCAUUUACUCUCGCUCUUAUCCUACUUUGCCUAGACCUUUUGGGCUACAUGUUCGCUCUCUGCUAGGCAAUUUACCUGAUCCCUCCGCAUUCAUCAUUUCCAGCUUGAAACUUCUGAAGGUAUUGGAUUUGUCCACCCUAGAUUUGAGAAUGCAUAAUCCAACAGGAAUGGAUGUGCAGGUUCUUCUAAGUGGCGGUGCAAAAUUCAGUGAAUCUUGGCGUAUGCGAGCAGCUAUGAAUGAGAGGUUCCAAGAAAAUAAUCUAGAAAAUUUUUCUUCUAUUUUCAUUUCUGAUGAAAAUGAUGAGAAAAUCUUGAAGUGUUCACCCCAUCUCCGAAGAUUGACAUGUAAAAUUACGUUCUUUUGGGAUUCAUCUGAGAACAACUAUCGCUAUCCUUAG